Molecule: messenger RNA, 3828 nt
Organism: Candidozyma duobushaemuli
Lineage: Eukaryota; Fungi; Ascomycota; Pichiomycetes; Serinales; Metschnikowiaceae
Product: chromatin-remodeling ATPase
Exons: 1
Coding region: 1-3828 (1275 amino acids)
Biological process (GO): DNA repair
Cellular component (GO): Ino80 complex
Molecular function (GO): DNA binding; ATP-dependent chromatin remodeler activity; ATP binding
Source: RefSeq, a predicted model, not a curated record
AUGAACCUCCUGCUGAUUCUUCUGGAUAACACCCCGCCGCCGGUACUGCUGUUGGCGCUGGCGCCGACCCAGCAGCAGAUGAACGUCACCAUCCAUACGAGAAACGGAUCGAGAAAUGGUCGCCACGACUCCCUUCCGGCAGCAGACUCUGAGUACUUGACCCGCUUUGAAGCCAACGCCAACGCCUUGACCACGCUAGACGAGGCCUUGGUCUACUCGCUGAGAGAACAUACGCUUCUUGACGAAAGACGCCGGUUGCAGGCGCUCUUGAAGAGGACCGGUGAUUACAAGAAUGGCUACGCCAACCGCAUGACCACCGAGGCGUUGCUUGUUGGGCCCGAUACUCCCGAGGUGCCUUCGUCAGCGUAUGGAUCCACCAGGGUGGGCACUAACGAAGAGGCUAGGGUCGCCAGACAAAAGGCGUUGGAGACCAACGCAGCACGGUUUUCGAGUGUGGUGACGCCGGAGCCCGAAUUGAAGGAGCAGCCGAAAAAGAAGCGUGCCAGCGACGACACGCUGCUGGAAAAGCGCCGAAAGCUCGACGACGAUAGACCCAAGGGCCGUGAAUCCAAGGAGAACGGCCGCCAGCGGAUCAGACAGUCAAUGAAGGACGAUCCCGACAAAACGCCGUCCCAGGGCCCCGACGACGACAGACUGCUGCCACAAAAGUCCAAGGAGCUCAAGCUGGUGACGAAACAGUACGACAAUACGUUUGUGGCCAUCUGGAAGGACUUGUCGAGGAAAGACGGACCCAAGGUGCUGCGGUUGAUGCAGCAGCUGAACCAGGCCAAACUCAUCAAUCUCAAGAAAACAGCCAUCUUGGCCGCCCGUGAGGCCAAGCGUUGGCAGCUCAAGAACAACAAGAACCAGAAGGACUUGACGUCGAAGGCCAGGAGAGCCAUGCGUGAGAUGUUCAACUUCUGGAAGCGCAACGACCGUUUGGAGAGAGACCGCCGGAAGAAGGAGGAGAAGGAGUUGGUCGACAAGGCCAAGAAGGAGGAAGAGGAGCGUGAGGCCAAGCGCCAGUCCCGUAAGUUGGACUUCUUGAUCACCCAGACCGAGUUGUACUCGCACUUUAUUGGCAAGAAGAUCAAGACUGACGAGAUAGAGGGCACUGAUGCUGACCCCAACUUGCAUAAGGACGAGAACCAGAGAGACUGGGACAAGUACCACGGCGUCAAGGGCGAGACUGCUGACUUCCGUCUGCUUGACUUCGACCAGGAUGACGAGGAUGCAUUGCACAGAGCUGCUGCUGCAAAUGCCCAAAGCGCCUUGGACGUGGCCAAACUGCGUGCCCAGGCUUUCGACGACGACGAGUUCCGUAACCCUGACACCAAUGGCGAGGAAAUGAACUUCCAGAACCCUACCUUGAUUGGUGACAUGAGCAUCACCCAGCCUGACAUGUUGAAGUGCACCUUGAAGGAGUACCAGGUCAAGGGUCUCAACUGGUUGGCCAACUUGUACGAGCAGGGUAUCAACGGUAUUUUGGCUGACGAGAUGGGUCUUGGUAAGACAGUGCAGAGUAUCUCGGUGCUUGCUUAUCUUGCUGAAACUCACAACAUCUGGGGUCCCUACCUUGUGGUGACACCAGCCUCCACAUUGCACAACUGGCAACAGGAAAUCACCAAGUUUGUGCCUGGCUUCAAGGUGUUGCCAUACUGGGGCAGUGCCAAGGACCGUAAGGUCUUGAGAAAGUUCUGGGACAGAAAGAGCGUGCGUUACGAUAAGGAUGCUCCUUUCCACGUUCUUGUGACAUCCUACCAAUUGGUUGUUGCUGAUGCGCCCUACUUCCAGAAAAUGAAGUGGCAGUACAUGAUUUUGGAUGAGGCCCAGGCCAUCAAGUCCUCUUCAUCCUCGAGAUGGAAGUCGUUGUUGAGUUUCUCCUGUCGUAACCGUUUGCUUUUGACCGGUACGCCUAUCCAAAACUCCAUGCAAGAGCUUUGGGCCUUAUUACAUUUCAUCAUGCCGUCGUUGUUCGACUCCCACGAUGAGUUCAGCGACUGGUUCUCCAAAGAUAUCGAGAGCCACGCCCAAUCCAAUACCCAGCUUAACGAACAACAGCUCAAGCGUUUGCACGUUAUUCUCAAACCUUUCAUGUUGAGACGUGUGAAGAAGAAUGUUCAAAGCGAGUUAGGUGACAAGGUCGAGAUUGACCUUUUCUGUGACUUGACCAACAGACAACAGAAAUACUACCAGAUGUUGAAGUCACAGAUUUCUAUCAUGGACUUGCUUGACGCUUCCAACAGCAACGACGAAAGCACGCAGUCGUUGAUGAACUUGGUCAUGCAGUUUAGAAAAGUUUGCAACCACCCUGAUCUUUUUGAGAGAGCCGACGUGAAGUCGAGCUUCUCUUUUGGGUCUUUCGCCGAAACAUCUUCCUUCCUUCGUGAGACCGAUUUGGAAUUAGCAUACACAUCUCGAAACUUGAUCAACUACGAUCUUCCAAAGCUCGUUUACCAAGAGAUGCUUUCACCAAACGAAAAGAACGAUCUUGGUUCGAAGCGCAAGAUCUACGAAAUGUUCAAUAUCUACAGCCCCAAUAACGUUAAGGACGACGAGUUGGAUAACUUCAGCUUUUUGAAGUUUACCGACACUUCACCUCAGGAGUUUUACCAAAUGAACAAGGAGGAUGUUAUCGGAAGAGCCAUUUCGAGGUCAAGCUAUAACGAUGACAACUACGAAAAGACGAACAGGUUCAGUUAUGCAUAUGACGAAGAUGGGUACAUUCCCACAAACAGAAAACUUCUUAUCAGAGAACAAAAUGAUAAGCUCUGUGACAUCAGCAAUUCCGUUCACCUCAAGGACCUUUAUUCAGUCAAGAAAAAAGUGUAUGAGGAUAUGUACAUCAAUGUUCUCGAGCCAGCUGCCGAUCCAAUCGCCGCUGCAGUGCCCGUUGAAUUGAAUUGCAGCAACAUGUCAUUUAGUCACAGAAAGUCGGACAUUUUGUUCGACAAGAAGAUCCGCUCUAGUCUUAACCCAAUGUCACUCAACGACGAGCUUGAACUAAUUAAGAAGAAGGUGCCUGUUCCAGAAUACCCUAAAUCCAACAUGUUACCUGAACCGGUGAACAAGUUCAUCGACUACUCCAACAUUCGCAUGCCUUCAAUGAAUAGAUUCAUUACCGAGUCUGGUAAGUUGUCUAUGCUUGACAAUUUGCUUGACAAUCUCAAAAAUAACGACCACAGAGUGUUAAUCUAUUUCCAAAUGACCAAAAUGAUGGACCUUAUGGAGGAAUACUUGACGUUUAGACAGCACAACUACAUUAGAUUAGAUGGAUCGUCUAAAUUGGAAGACAGAAGAGACUUGGUGCACGACUGGCAGACUAAGCCCGAGAUUUUUGUCUUUUUGCUUUCUACCAGAGCAGGUGGUUUGGGUAUCAACUUGACUGCUGCAGACACUGUCGUGUUCUACGACUCUGACUGGAAUCCUACAAUCGACUCUCAGGCCAUGGACAGAGCACAUAGACUUGGUCAAACGAAGCAGGUGACGGUUUAUAGACUUUUGACCAAGAACACUAUCGAAGAGAGAAUGAGAGACCGUGCCAAACAAAAAGAGCAAGUGCAACAGGUUGUCAUGGAAGGAAAGGCUUCGGUUGGUAAGAAGAAGGAAGAUGCUGCCAACAAGAAGAAGGACGUUGCAUUCCUUCUCUUGGGUGACGAUGACAAUUCUAACGACACGCCGACUUCCAAUUCCACCGCUGGAGGUACAAGUUCGAAUACUGGCGAUUCAACACCUUCAGUGGAACCCAUGAGUAAAACCCUCGAGGCCAUGUAUCACGAGGGAGAGGGCCUGUUCUCGGGAACGAUCACACCACAAACACAGGUGUAA